ACGGGGCGCGUUCAGCACCUACACGCGCGCUCAUACACACACAUAAACACGCACACGCGCGCACUUGCAGAAACUACACACUUUUAUGUACUCUCCUCUGAAGUUUCGCACGUGUUCACCUCUCUUCCUCUUUAAGAUUCCUCCUGAAGGUCUGCAGGAUGAUCAGGACCCCGAAGACCCCCUGACCAGGAGCUGCUCACAGGAGCCAACCCUAACCAGGAGCCCCCCCCCCCCCCUGACUGCUCUGGACCUUUACCUAACUUUAAUCUUACUCUGUUCAGUGUGUUAUCAUUUUUGGGAAGAUAUGUGGACGCACGUGGACGUUUGUGUUUAUUAUUAUUGUUUAUUGUAGGAGUAAUUGCAUUUGUUGUUCCCUUGUAUAUUUAUUGUCAGUUGUUGUGUUUUUUUGCAGUUGUACAGUUUCUUAUAGUUGUUUGAUGCCAUAAUUGAUGUGGUUUAUUGUUGUUAAUUGUGGUUGUUUAUUGUAGUUGCUUUUUGUUAGUUUUCUUUGUUGUUUGGCUGAUUUUGUUUAUUGUGAGUGUUUAUUAUAGUAGUAAUCAUUGUUGUUUUUAGCUAUAGUUGUUUUUGUAGUUGUUGUUUGUUGCCAUAGUUGUUGUUUGUGGUUUAUUAUUCUUAGCUGUGUUUGUAGUUUUCAUCACAGCUGUCUUUAUUGUAGUUUGGUGGUUGUUUUGUUGUAGUUUGGGUGUUGUUUUGGUGUAGUCUGGUUGUUGUUUUGGUGUAGUUUGGUUGUUGUUUGCUGCUUGUGGAGAUGUUUGCUGCGGUCGCUCUGGGCUCGCUGGUGCCCACCCUGCUCCUGCUGUUGCUGUCCCGCCUGCUGUGGGGGCUGAGGUGGAGCUCAACGCGGGACAGAAGCUCCAUGCUGCCCCUGCCCCACGGCUCCAUGGGCUGGCCACUGGUGGGAGAGACGCUGCACUGGCUACUGCAGGGCUCGGGCUUCCACAUCUCGCGGAGGCAGAAACACGGGAAUGUGUUUAAGACGCACCUGCUGGGGAAGCCCGUUAUCCGCGUGACCGGCGCCGAGCACGUGCGGAAGAUCCUCCUGGGCGAGCACACGCUGGUGAGCACGCAGUGGCCGCAGAGCACGCGCAUCAUCCUGGGGCCGCACGCGCUGGUGAACGCCACUGGAGAGCUGCAUCGGAGGAAGCGGAAAAUCCUGACCUCAGUGUUUAGCCGUGAUGCUCUGGAGACCUACCUGUCACGCCUGCAGGACGUGGUGAAGUGCGCUGUGGCGCAGUGGUGCUCAGAGCCGGGUUCAGUAGAUGCUUACGAUGCCACCAGGUCUCUCACCUUCCGAGUGGCCAUGAGAGCCCUGCUGGGACUGCGGCUGGAGGAGCAGCGCCUCGUCAACCUCUCCAAAACUUUCGAGGAGCUCAUGAACAACCUGUUCUCCCUGCCUGUGGAUGCUCCACUCAGCGGACUGCGGAAGGGGAAAAAAGCACGGGAUGUUCUGCACGCUGCCAUGGAGAGUAUAAUCGAGGAGAAACUGAAAAGGCAGCAAGGUGUGGACGAAUACUGCGAUGCUUUUGACUACAUGCUGAGCGGCGCACUGGAGAACGGCUACAAUCUGACCAUGCAGGAGCUCAAGGAAAGGGCUGUGGAGCUGAUCUUCGCCGCUCACUCCACCACAGCCAGCGCAGCCACCUCGCUCAUCCUGCAGCUCAUGCGCCAUCCGGACGUGGUGGAUCGCUUGCGGGCCGAGCUGGAGUCAGAGGGUUUGAUGUCGGAGGCACGGGUCUCCUGCCGGUCUCGUUGUGGGGAGGGGAAUUGUGCCCACCCAAAGUCUGAAAAGUGUGUGGACGAGGGAGAGGCGUGUCCUGAGUUCAGAACCAAACCCCAGCUUGAUAAAACACCCUGUUCAGAGGAAGGUCAUCGCUCCCAAACACACGUGCCCUACCUGAGUCUGGAGAAGCUCAAUCAGCUGGGCUACCUGGACUGUGUGGUGAAGGAGGUGCUCAGAUAUCUCCCGCCAGUGUCUGGGGGAUACAGGACGGUGCUUCAAACAUUUGAACUGGACGGUUACCAGAUCCCAAAGGGCUGGAGCGUCAUGUACAGCAUCCGCGACACACACGAGACCUCGGCCGCAUACCAGAACCCGGAGCUCUUCGACCCGGACCGCUUCAGCGCCGAGCGGGACGAGAGCAAGUCCAGUCGCUUCAGCUACGUUCCGUUUGGUGGCGGGGUUCGGCUCUGCGUCGGCCGGGAGCUGGCCAUGCUGGUGCUGAAAACCCUGUGUUUGGAGCUUCUGGCCACUGCGGAUUUCACACUGGCCACAGAGACGUAUCCCAGAAUGCAGACGGUGCCAAUCGUCCACCCGGUCAACGGACUGCACGUGAAGUUCAGCUACAGAAAUCACGUGGGCGGGAGGAACCGCAGGGAAUCCACGCAUCUGUAGAGGAAGAGAGGAAACAGACAAGACGUUGGACGUUAUUGUAGACGGGACUCUCCAGAAGCCGAAUGCAGAGAGAUGAUUUUGAAGCUUAGGGAUCUAUUGUGAGUUAUUGUCAUCUUUAAUCAACCUGUGAAGCAACAACUGACCCUCUUUUUAUAUUUCGCUACUUGUUACAGUUCGCAUAUUCCAGCCAGGGAAGGGGAGGGGCAGUUUCCAGGGUACUUUAAAUAGAUAGUUGGGAUGUAGGAUGGGAUAUAGUGGUAUACACAGAGGUUUGGACCUCAUAGAUUGGUUAAGAGAUCAGUUCAAAGGUAGAACUUAGGUAGACUAAAGGCACUGCCACACUACCUACGUCUACAUCAGCAGCCAGAGUCAGAGAGAGCACAACUGACAUUGCUCUCUCUGGGUGGGUAGAUCACUCCCAGGGUGAUGUUAUUGCAUUGGUUAUCCAGUAAUGCUGCAUCAACCGCAGUUUGAAAAAGAGUAGGAAGUAGUUGGGCUGGGUAAUUGGCCUUCCAAAUUAUGGAGAAAAUGGGAUAAAAUUUAGAAGAAGAAUAAAAGGAAAGCAACAAAACAAAAGACUAACAUUGUUUUUAUUUUACUUUCAGUUAGUUAGAACAGACAGAGUUUUCAAACUAGUAUUUUGUAGCGCCCCCUUGAGGUAGUUGGUACUAUGCAGUAUCUCAUAGUGUGUAAACAUUGUUUAGCAUGUUUAAUGUGUUCCUGCACACAUAGCAAAAAACAACACCAUCCGUCACAUCAGCAUCAUCAUCUAAUCGACCAUGAUUUCAUGAUAUUCUAUAAGAUGGAAAGAAUCCAGAAUAUCGGAAACACUUUUAGUUUAGUUUCACUUGUUUCUUGACUCAGUGGGGAUUUUGUAAAUUGGAUUUCUCAGUAAAUUAUUCUCUCUAUUUCUAAGUAACCCCUGGGUGAUCGUAGCUCUAGCAGGUCCUGCAGCAUUAGAAUGCUAGUUAUCUUCAUGAACAUGUAUGCACUUCUAUAACCCUAGGUAGAAAAAAAGCUUCACACCUUUUAUAGGCCACAUCUAUCGCAAAAGUUCCUAAUUGCUCCUCUCUGGACAUUUAGUGCACUAUUCAUGUGCCCUACUUUUUGUAUUACACCGUAUAGGAAACAGGGGGCCAUUUGAGAUUCAGCCAUUGAUGUCCCCUCUAUUACAUUUAUGUAAUAUAUCAACAAAUGUGCUUUUGUUCGUCAAAUGAAGUAAUUUUAAAUAAGCUCUAUUUAUAUUUCAUUUUAAUGCAAAACGAUCCAUGAGUAAAAAAAAAUAAAGACAAAAAAAUGUAGUUACUAGAAUUUAUAUUUUAAUAAGGAUCAGCUAUCUCUUCAUGUAUCUUUAUGUUGACUCGUUAAUGUGCACCCUAGUAGGUAUAAAUGUGGUACUGCUUCAUACUGUGGGAGCGCCAAUAGCGUUGGUUGGUCAACUGUGUUUAUUCUUAAUGUAAAACUGUGAAUAGGGAUCAUUGUGCCGAAGCUGAUGAUCGCUCUAAAACCAGGGAAGGAAAAACCAGCAGCACUUUUACUUUCUGACUGAGGAAUUUCUUGUAUAUUUGUCUUGUUAAUAACUGUGUAAUUUCUUAGCUUAUGUUCUUACGUAGGUCCACAGACACAUGCUUAAUGUUCUUCACCAUUUUUCAUAUUAUAUCCUGCAUCUCGCUAAGAGCUGUUUUCAGUGUUUGUCCCACUAUGUGACCAAAUCUGUUUAUUAAAAAAAUGCCAUCUG
Messenger RNA from Astyanax mexicanus (Mexican tetra), 4151 nucleotides. It is a transcript of the gene cyp26c1, whose product is annotated as cytochrome P450 26B1. The coding region runs from base 770 to 2413 and encodes 547 amino acids. The record is from RefSeq and is a predicted model, not a curated record. The transcript is spliced from 7 exons. Gene Ontology annotation, biological process: sterol metabolic process. Gene Ontology annotation, molecular function: iron ion binding; heme binding; monooxygenase activity. Lineage: Eukaryota; Metazoa; Chordata; Actinopteri; Characiformes; Acestrorhamphidae.